CUGUCCCUCCCUCCUUCCUCCAUAUAAGUACAUGUCCUCCUCCCUAACCAGCUGGGAAUUCUCUAUUUAAGCUGCUUUGGAGCCCUACCAGGCUGACAGUGAUGCUGAGGAUGCUGUAUUGUUUUGGCAUGAGCUUCUCUCUUCACUUCUUCACCGUGGUGUCGGCCGCCGCCGUCAUCAAUAACGGCUCUCAGCCCCUGAAGCUGCUGAUCGGCUUCCAGGCUCCGUGGAACAUGUCGCUGCCGUUCAGCGCCCUGAGGCUGGGCUCGGCCCUGCAGAUCGCCGUGGACAAGGUGAACACCAACCCCGCCCUGCUGGGGAACUACAGCCUGGACUGGGUGUUCAAGGACACCGACUGCAACCCCAAAGAGUCGCUGGGAGGCUUCAUCCAGCAGGUGUGGAGGGAAAACGUGUCGGCGCUGUUCGGGCCGGCGUGUCCAGAAGAAGCCGAGGUCACUGGUCUCAUCGCGUCGACGUGGAACAUCCCCAUGUUCAGCUUCGUGGGUCAAUCCUCCAAAAUGGACAACAGUGAGAUCUACGACUCCUACAUCAAAGUGGUUCCUCCUCUUAAAAGAAGCUCAGAGGUUCUGGUGAAGACUCUGGAGUUCUUCGGCUGGUCUCACGUGGCCAUGAUCGGAGGAGGACUCGACUCCAACACUUGGGACAAAGUGGACGCUUUGUGGAAGACGGUGGAGGAUCCACUGAGAGCUCAGUUCAAGCUGAAUGCAGCCGUGAAGUUCGACACCAGCGACCCUCAGCUGCUUCACCAGAAAGUUAAGUUCAUCUCAACGGUGGCCAGAGUUAUCGUGGUUCUGACCAACAGAGAUGAUGCCAUGAAUCUGCUGCUGGAGGCCGAGCGUCAGGGUCUGAUGAACGGAGACUACGUCUUCUUCCUCGUCCAGCAUUUUGAGGUCAGUGGCAGCGUGGACAACUUGUGGAAAAACGCCCUGAACAGCAGAUUAAACCAGGCAGCCAUCAGAGCCUUCGACAUGACCUUCAUCAUCGGACAGAAAGCCUACGAAGGCUACGAGUAUUACGAUUUCUAUGAGGAAGUUUUCCAAAGACUAAAGGGUCAUCCGUUUAGAAGCAACUUGACGUCUGAAAGAGAGGUGAGCCCCUACUCGGCCUACCUGCAUGACGCCGUGCUUCUUUACGCCAUGGGUCUGAAGGAAGUCCUGAGAGACGGAAAAAAUCCUCAUGAUGGCCGGCAGCUUCUGCAGAGAUUAAAAAACAAGCACAGCAUUCGAUUUUAUGGUGCGUCUGGACUAGUCCACUUUGACGAGGAGGGGGAGAGAAAUCUGGACUAUUCCAUUUAUGACCUGCAGCACAACGGAGACGUCACCAAGUUUGUUCCCAUCCUGCAUUUUGACAGUCACACCAAAGACGUCCGACCAACAUCCAUGUUUUCCUCCAUGGUGUGGCCUAAAGGAAAACCUCCCUCUGACACCCCAGAAUGUGGCUUCAACAACGAACUGUGUGAAUGGCUGACCAACGACCUUGCCCUGCUGGCUCUGCUCAUCACCUUCCCCGUCAUUGGUGUUGUCGCUGUUUUGUUGAUCGGGGUUUUGAUGCUGCAGAAGCUGCGACUGCAGACAAAGUUGGACGAUUCGUGCUGGUGGAUGAUCAGCUACAGCGACAUCACCAUCAUCAGGGAGCCCUCAGGAGUUCAGGGUUUAUCUCUCAGCACCACCGGUAGUCAGACAGGAAGUGGAAGUUCUCACUCCAGUUUCUCCAACAACAGCUUCGGUCUGAGGGACAAGAUGGGCAAAGAACACAUCUACACCACCAUCGGCCUCUACCAGGGAAAUCAAGUUGCAAUCAAGUACAUUAAGAACCUGAUGUGCUGCAAUUUCCAGAAACCUUCCAUCAUCGCUGAGUUCAGUGUGAUGAAAGAGAUGAAACAUGAGAACUUGGUGCAGUUCUUUGGUGUUUGCAUCGAUCCCAUCUGUCUGGUCAUCCAGUACUGCAAGAAAGGCAGCCUGAAGGACAUUCUUAAGGCUACAGAUGUUGAGCUGGACGGGAUGUUCAAGCUGUCCUUUGCUUACGAUAUUGUCAACGGGAUGGAGUUCAUUCAUAAAAGUCGACUAAAGUUCCACGGGAAUCUGAAGCCGAGCACAUGUCUGGUGGACAGUCGACUCCAAAUCAAACUCUCCGGUUUCGGACUUUGGGAGUUUAAAUAUGGCGGCAUAAGCAAAACCAUCCCACUGGAAAACCCCGAUUAUGAAGAGAUGUUCUGGACGGCUCCAGAGCUCCUGAGGCAGGCCGGUCUGCUGGUCAACGGGACGCCCAAAGGGGACGUCUACAGCUUUGCCAUCAUCGUGUGGGAACUCAUGUACAACUCUAAAGCUGGUCCAUAUCAGGACAUCAACCUGGACCCCAAAGAGAUCAUUAUGCAGCUGAGGACGCCUUUCCAAGGAGAACCUCUGCGACCGGUUCUAUCUGAGGAUCUGUGUGAAGAGAACAUCAACGCCCUGCUGAGGUCCUGCUGGAAUGAAAACCCCGAUCAUCGACCUCCGUUCGGUUCGAUCCGGAGGAGGCUGAGGGACACCAGUCCAGACAGUCAUGCAAACAUCCUGGACAACAUGGUGGACAAGCUGGAGAAAUACGCCAAUCACCUGGAGGAGGUGGUGGAGGAGAGAACCAAUCAGCUCACGGCGGAGAAAGCGCGAGCAGACAAGCUCCUGUCCAGCAUGUUACCAAGGUACAUCGCAGAGCAGCUGAUGGCGGGAAAGUCGGUGGAGCCGCAGAGCUACGACCUGGUGACCAUCUUCUUCUCCGACAUCGUGGGCUUCACCUCCAUGUGCUCCGUCAGCUCGGCGAUGGAGGUCGUGACCUUCCUCAACGACCUCUACAGCCUGUUUGAUGACAUCAUCAAGAUGUACGACGUCUACAAGGUGGAAACCAUCGGUGAUGCCUACAUGGUCGCCAGCGGUUUGCCUCUCAGCAACGGCAACAAACACGCUUUAGAGAUCUGUACAAUGGCUCUGCAUUUCCUGAGCGGCAUCAAGGUCUUCAGAAUCCAUCACAUGCCGACCGAGAGUCUCGCAAUUCGCGUCGGGAUACAUUCUGGUCCAGUGGUUGCUGGAGUUGUUGGCACCACGAUGCCUCGGUACUGCCUCUUUGGUGACACGGUGAACAUGGCGUCUCGCAUGGAAAGUAACAGCUUACCCCUGAAGAUUCAUAUUUCUCAGACCACGGCAGACAUCCUCGUCCAGGCCGGAUCAUUUCAGAUGGAGGAAAGAGGGGAAAUUGAAAUGAAGGGUAAAGGGUAUCAUAAGACCUACUGGCUGCUCAAUAAAAGCGGCUUUAAUCCCCCUGCUAUAAUCUACGACUCUCCACCAGCUGACAGCAUCAAAGUAAAGUCAGAGAAACCAGGAGCGGCCAGGACAACGGGAAAAAAGGCCCGGAAAACUCUGACCAACACUCACAUGGCAGAAUCCACGAUGACCGCAGUGCACAUUUAAAGACGAGGUGGAAGUUCUGAUCAUAUUUAUGGUAAAUUAGUUGGAAUAUGUGGAAAUGACAGUUUGAUAGGUUCAUUAAAACACCAAGAGAAAAACAUGGACAGAGACUGAAGUUAAAGGGAACAGAGCCUGGAGACUGGAUAUGAACUGUUGGUAAAUUGUAUAUCUAAUGUGUCUAAAUCUUUAUUUUUUGGAUAUAAGUCCAAUUAUAGAAUUUGAUCCAGUGCUGAUAUAAAAAGAAGUGAUUCAUUCUCAUUUAAACUGGUUUUGUAGCACAUUUCUUCCUGCUAUGAUUUGCUUAAAUCUCAUGCAAUACAUCAUUUUUUGUUUGCUUAUCAAGCAAUUAGAAUCUAUUUUUCCAGCUGAAAUGUUGGUUCUCCUACUAAUAUCUGCCAUCCAGCUGUGCACAGUUCAAUAAAUGAGGUUUUAUUACUGUCUCGUGGAACUCAACCCAAAAUUCUAGAGCUAGAAUGCAAAACAGUUCAAAAAUGGAAAAAGCAACUUGAAAAACUUUCUACAAAAACAGUCAUAAAUCACUGGAAAACGUAUAUACAGUGCAAUAUUGGAGUGAAAUGUGUGAAAGAAAAAUUACUCUUUCCCCUUCUUAGGGUAUUUCCUUGCAGCUGUUAGCUGACGUCAUCCUAAAUUAUCUUCCGACAGGCCGACGCUGUAGCAGGAAGAUCUGCCAGGACUCUAGUCGAGGUUAGAUAUUAUCUGUUCUGAUGUGACUAAGCAGACUAGUUGUCUCCAUAUUGGUCUGUAAUCUAAAUCUGACCUUCUCCCAACUACAAUAUCUACGUGAAGAUCAGAGAGAAUCCUCAGAACUGAUGCUGGCGUUGCUUGCAUGUACAGCUGCUCUGUCGGUGUCACUUCUCCUGAUAUCAGUAAACUUUACUCUCAGCCUAAAUCAUCUCAGUCUCCAGUGAGUCUCUCUGUGUCGAUGUCUCACCUUUUCUUAAAAGCUUUAUUGCAUCAAAAUAAAACAACCACUUCAGUUUUUGAUAAUUUUUACAACAGCUCCUCUGUUAAAUCCAAAGUUCGAGCGUCUUUGUCUCCAAUAAUGUGAUGUAUUUCUGUGUAAAAACUGAAUAUUUAGAAGAAUUAAAAUUAAAUCCUUUAGAUAUCAUUGGUUUGCUCAUGAACUAAGUGCCCUCUAUUUAAAAAAAUAAAAAUUUAU
Messenger RNA from Amphiprion ocellaris (clown anemonefish), 4641 nucleotides. RefSeq names its product guanylate cyclase 2g (gene gucy2g). The transcript has 22 exons. Bases 102 to 3464 code for a protein of 1120 amino acids. Gene Ontology annotation, molecular function: ATP binding; protein kinase activity; guanylate cyclase activity. NCBI's taxonomy places the organism in Eukaryota, Metazoa, Chordata, Actinopteri, Pomacentridae. Gene Ontology annotation, biological process: intracellular signal transduction; cGMP biosynthetic process; receptor guanylyl cyclase signaling pathway. The record is from RefSeq and is a predicted model, not a curated record. Gene Ontology annotation, cellular component: membrane.